Molecule: messenger RNA, 1938 nt
Organism: Punica granatum (pomegranate)
Lineage: Eukaryota; Viridiplantae; Streptophyta; Magnoliopsida; Myrtales; Lythraceae
Source: RefSeq, a predicted model, not a curated record
CCUGAAUUGUUAUUCCGUCUCGUUAAACCCUCCGGAGGCCGGCGGCUGGACUGGAGCUACCCGCCACCGCCACCUUGUUCUGCAGCACACACCGCCACAUUGAAACUUCAUAACAAUGCUUCGAUGCAGAACCUUGUUGGCCAAGAACUCCUCAAGGAGAAAGAAGAAGAAGAACAACACUGGCAAAAGCAAGAGCAGAAGAAAGAUAAGCAUCAGAGAGGGAUCUGUCUCCAAUGGUCCCACUGAGCUGGAAGAAUCGUCGGAAUACACAAGAGAGGAUCAGGAAGAGGAAGAAGACGACGACCCAGAAUUAGGGUUCAGCCUCAAAAGCUCUGCCCUUUCCCAGACUCACGGGGUUCAGCCGCUGGGCAACCUCUUCCUCAGCCCCGGCGCCGUAAAUUCAAGAAACACCGGCCUAGGUAACCUCCAAACCUUAACCGAUGAGCUCGUUCUUGAGAUUCUCGGGCUCCUGGGCGGGUCCCACCUCGGGGUCCUGUCUGCUGUCAGCAAAUCUUUCUACAUUUUCUGCUCCCAUGAGCCUCUUUGGAGGAACAUCGUACUGGAAACCGUUGGUGGCGGGUUCUUGUAUAAUGGGUCUUGGAAGUCUACUUAUGUUUCUGCAAAGUAUCCAGCUUUCGGGGCUGUGAGGAUUCGUAGUCCGGGUUUGAGAGUUAGGGACUUCUAUUCUGAUUAUCUGUUCCAGAGUUGGCUCUGUGCUAAUCUAGAAAUGAAGCCGGAGUGGCUCGAGAGAGACAACAUUGUGAGAAAGAGGGGCAUUUCAGUUGAAGAAUUCAUAAACGGUUUCGAGGAACCGAACAAGCCGGUCUUGUUGGAAGGGUGCAUGGACAAUUGGGCUGCACUGGAGAAGUGGAACAGGGACUAUUUGGUCGAUUUGUGUGGUGAUGUCCGGCUUGCUGUUGGUCCUGUGGAGAUGAAGCUUGAGGACUAUUUCUGUUACUCGGAUCAGACGAGGGAAGAGAGGCCAUUGUACUUGUUUGACCCGAAGUUUGCGGAGAAAGUUCCUGUUCUGGGCUCAGAGUAUGAGGUUCCUGUCUACUUCCGUGAAGAUUUGUUUAGUGUUUUGGGCAAUGAGAGGCCUGACUACCGGUGGAUCAUCAUAGGGCCAGGCGGGUCAGGUUCGUCGUUUCACAUUGAUCCCAAUUCAACUUCAGCUUGGAAUGCGGUAAUAAAAGGGUCCAAGAAGUGGGUCCUAUUCCCUCCUGAUGUGGUUCCUCCCGGCGUCCACCCAAGCCCUGAUGGAGCUGAAGUGGCGUGCCCCGUCUCGAUAAUAGAAUGGUUCAUGAACUUCUAUGGCGCCACGAAGAGUUGGAAGAAAAGGCCCAUUGAGUGCAUCUGUAAGGCGGGAGAGGUGAUAUUUGUCCCGAACGGAUGGUGGCAUCUGGUGAUCAACUUGGAAGAAUCCAUUGCCAUAACGCAAAAUUAUGUCAGCAGGAGAAAUCUAUUGAAUGUGUGGGACUUCCUUAAGAAACCGAAUGCUAGUACACUCAUCUCUGGAACGAGAGACCGAGUGAAUCUUUACGAUAAGUUUAGGAAUGCAAUCGAGGCCUCUUUUCCCGGAACUAUUGAACAGUUGACCAGGACGGCAGAGGAGACGGCAGCUCUGCAGAAGAAGCCUUCCUUCUGGGAUUCAGUAACCGAUUCCAAGGCCGGGGCUUUCAAGUUCUCUUUCUAAAUUGAUGCUCUUCCAACAAUGCUCCUUCUAAUUAUUCGGGCGUUGAUCUGUCUUCUGCUUUUCUUACUUGGGGAAGAUAGGAAAUGAUUUGUCAAAGCUCUUGGGAUCGAUCAUUCUCAUCACAGUUUGGCACUCUGACCAUUUUCUGUAGUUAUAUGAAUUCACUAGCAAUUUUGCCCCUGAAAGAGCAAAUUGCCGACGUUUUUGUCCCUCAAUGAAAAUUGCCACCAAUUUCGUCCUUGAAA